GAAGGGGCGGAGCUUGCGGGCCGAGGAGGUCUGAGCUGCCCUGUGCAAGCUAUGGACCCGGAGGUGUCCCUACUGCUGCAGUGCCCCUGGGGUGGGCUGCCUGAGGAGCAGGUGCGGGCGGAGCUGAGGCCAGCCUACGACCGCCGCCCACUGCCAGGCGGGGACAAAGCCAUCCAGACCGUCUGGGAAAACCGGCUACAGGCCCAGCCUUGGCUCUUUGAUGCCCCCAAGUUCCGCCUGCACUCGGCCACCCUGGCGCCCACUGGCUCUCCAGGGCCACGGCUCCUCCUGCAGCUGGGCCUCACUUCCUACCGAGACUUCCUGGGCACCAACUGGGCCAGCUCAGCUGCCUGGCUGCGACAGAAGGGGGCUGCCGACUGGGGUGACAGGCAGGCCUACCUGGCGGACCCGCUGGGUGUGGGCGCUGCACUGACCACUGCUGAUGACUAUUUUGUCUUCCUGCGACGUUCUCAGCAGGUGGCUGAGGCCCCUGGGCUGGUGGAUGUGCCUGGUGGGCACCCUGAGCCUCAGGCCCUGUGCCCUGGUAACAGCCCCCGACAUGAGGAUCUCCCUGAGGAUCUGGUUGUGCGUGAACUCUUCUCCAGUGUCCUGCAAGAGAUCUGUGAUGAGGUAAACCUGCCGCUGCUCACCCUGAGCCAGCCCCUGCUGCUGGGCUUCGCCUGCAACGAGACCAGCGCCGGCCGUGCGAGUGCUGAGUUCUAUGUGCAGUGUAGCCUGACUUCUGAGCAGGUGAGGAAACACUACCUGAAUGGGGGACCCGAGGCUCACGAGUCCACAGGAAUCAUUUUUGUAGAGACCCAGAGCAUCGAGAGGCUGCAGGAGGCCGAGAUCUGGGCGGAGCUCUGUCCCUCCGCCAAAGGCGCCGUCCUCCUCUACAGCCAGGUCCGAGGCAGUGUCCCUAGGCCCCCAGCCCUCUCACCACAGCUCUGA
Messenger RNA from Orycteropus afer afer, 951 nucleotides. RefSeq names its product nudix hydrolase 22 (gene NUDT22). The record is from RefSeq and is a predicted model, not a curated record. Lineage: Eukaryota; Metazoa; Chordata; Mammalia; Tubulidentata; Orycteropodidae. Gene Ontology annotation, molecular function: GDP-mannose hydrolase activity.